UCUUCUUCCGCCCGAUUCAUAUUUUUCUGCCACUUUUUUCUCCACCUCUAGCUUGCUUUCCUUAUAAAAACCAUCGCAGCCCUUUAUCUACAUAUAUUAGUCAGUAGAGGAAGAGAGUGAGACAGAGAUGGAGCGAGCUGUGGUUCCUUCUCUACUGUUGUUUUUCUUGUUAUUGUCGUUUCUCCUCUUUGGUUGGUCUCAUGUUGCUGAGGCGCAGCUGCCAAUCCCAGCCAAGAUUGAUGGGUUUGUCUACGAGAGAGCUCCGGUCUGGGGGGACUCGGUGGUGGUGGAGGCCUUCUUCGAUCCUCUGUGCCCGGAUAGCCGGGACUCAUGGCCUCCUCUCAAGAAGGCUCUCAAGCACUACUCCUCUCGGCUCUCUGUCGUAGUCCACCCCUUUGCUCUACCUUACCACAAUAAUGCUUUUAUUGCAUGUCGUGCACUUCAUAUUGCAAACAAGCUGAAUACAUCCUCAACAUUUCCCUUACUGGAGCUUUUCUUCAAGCAUCAGGAGAAAUAUUACAACACACCAACUUAUAACAUGUCAAGAGCUUCCAUAAUCCAUCACAUAUCUAAGCUCGCCGCGAGCGCAGCAGGGAAGAACUCACUCUCUGCAAUUCAGGCUGGUUUUAAUGAUUCACGGACUGAUGCCGCAGCGAGGAUUUCCUUCAAGUAUGGGUGUUCAAGAGGCGUGACCGGUACACCCUCUUUCUUUGUCAAUGGAAUGCCACUUUACGGCUCUGGCUCAGCACUAGACUACAAGGUAUGGAAGGGCAUUAUUGAUCCAUUGUUGGGGAAGCAGUAGCAAGGGGAAAAGACAUCUGCUUUUCUGAUACUGGUUGAAAGGCCAAUAAAGGUCAAAGCCCCACACCUGGCCUUAUAAUUAAUUAGAUUUUAAGCUUGAUAAAUGCUCAAUAAUUGAAUCAUUGGCAACUUUUUGUAAUCAUUCAGAGAUUUUAUUUAUGUAUAAGUUCAGCAUGUUUGAAGCUUUUUAAAAAAGAAAUAGAAUUAAUAUAUUUGAGAAUUGAAACAAA
Messenger RNA from Phoenix dactylifera (date palm), 1031 nucleotides. RefSeq lists its product as uncharacterized. The record is from RefSeq and is a predicted model, not a curated record. Lineage: Eukaryota; Viridiplantae; Streptophyta; Magnoliopsida; Arecales; Arecaceae.